AGGAGGUGGAGAGGGAAGUCAGCGACGUAUAAAGGAGGCCUGAUGAUCUGCACUGUGUUCUACGGCCUGUGGCAGGCUCAGGUGACACUUGGCCUCCUUUGAAGUGGAAGCAGCAUGGUGGUUCUGGCCCUGACAAUCCUUGUAGGUGCUGUGUCUGUGCUCUCGCUGGGGGUUCUGCUGUGGGUGAUCUGUAAACACUUUUGGAUCGAACACAUCCCGGAAGGCAUCACUCACCCCAUGAGGCUGCGAUUCCUCAGUUGCUUUCUACACUUGUCAAUGACAUGGGGGAUGAUUUUUGAGAAGCUGGGACUGUGUUAUGCGGCCCAGUUUGCCAGUUUUCUGCAUGAUCUGAAGCCACUCAAGAAAGACCCUGAUGUUGUAGUCACAGAUAUUCACUUUGGGACAGUCCCUGUGAAGUUGUACAAACCCAAGGAACCCUCCUCCACCCCCAGGACUGGCAUCAUCUUCUUCCAUGGUGGUGGAAGCAUCCUGGGGAGCUUGAGAACCCACCACAACAUAUGCUUGCGUUUGGCCAAGGACUGUGACUCUGUCGUGGCAUCAGUCGGAUACAGAAAGUCUCCCAUGUACAAGUACCCAGUGAUGAAAGAAGACUGUGAGACAGCUACUGUCCACUUUCUGAGAUCACUGCAUGUGUAUGGAGUGGAUCCAGCUCGAGUUGUGGUCUGUGGGGACAGCAUAGGAGGGCAUGCAGCCACUGUGGUUUGUCAAGAGGUUAUGAACCGAAAAGAUCUCCCCAAGUUCCGGGCUCAGGUUCUGAUAUACUCCCUACUGCAAAGCAUAGAUUUCCAGAGCCCUUCUUAUCAACAAAAUGACAAUAUCCCAUUGCUUUCUUGGAAUCUGGCCUUUUAUUGCUGGUGUUGUCACCUAGACAUAAACUCUUCCUGGAAAAGUGUCAUCAAGAACGGUAAGCAUCUGCCUCCCGAAGUCUGGGAGAAAUACAGAAAGUGGUUGGGCUCAGAACACAUCCCGGAGAGAUUUAAGAAGCGAGGCUACCAACCUGUACCCCCGGGGCCUGUAAAUGAAGAUGCUUACGAGGAGAUCAAGUUCAUACUGAAUGCUACCUGCUCACCCCUCAUUGCAGAAGACGAUAUAGUGUCUCAGCUCCCAGAAACCUGCAUUGUGAGCUGUGAGUAUGACCUUAUCCGAGACCACUCACUCCUAUACAAGAAGAGGCUGGAAGAUCUGGGGGUGCCUGUGACGUGGCAUCAUAUGGAGGACGGUUUCCAUGGAGUGCUAAACACUUUUGACAUUAGGUUCCUGAGCUUCCCUUGCUCCUCAAGAAUUAUGGAUGUGGUUAUCCAGUUUAUUAAAAAACUGUGACCCUCACUCCUUCCCUGGUGUGGGAGGGUGGGGAGGGUAAGUGUCCCAUCAACCUAGUCUGAGUUCUAGAAUAAUAUACAGUGUCUGUGGUCUUUAUGAUGACCAUAGAGGAGGCAGGCUGAGGAGGAUGGAGUGAGGCUCUGUGUCUUCAUUCACUAUUGGGGGAAAUCUGAGCUGACCAUUUCCAGCAUCCAUUUGAGAGACUGUAUCUCUGCAGGAAGCCUGCCCAUUAUCUGCUUAGCUAGAAGUCAGGCUGUCUAGGCUGCUUGAGACUAUAUGAUAGGUGUAUCUGGUUAUGUGGCCUUGGAGAAAACAGCUGUGUUGUGUUACAGUCUCCAUGAGCUUUGCCAGACUGUCUCAGAGUGUAGCUCUUCUCAUGCCCAAGUCUGGUUUGUGGUGGUGACACUCCCUGAGUAACCCAGCUUGCUUGAACUGAAAGCCAGGAGACAGUGGAGACAGAUUCCUCAUGGUACAUAGCUCCUAGACAGAGCCAGGUGAAGACAGCCUGAGUUAUCUACCUGGGAGAACUUAGAAGUUCUGGGUGUCAGGGUAGAGUUCCCAACAAAUGGCCCUGAAGCACCAUCAUAAAUAUUAAAUGACCAGAGUGGGAGGGAAGCUGAGUUCAACCAAGCUCAGACCACAUUCACACUGGGAGAUCCAGAGAAAGCCAAUGGAGCAGAUGUGCUAGUGCUGACUAAGCACUAAGCUGACCAAGUUCUAAGAGAAAGAAUCAAUGCAUAGUGCCUCAUAGAGAUGUAAAGUGGAUUGCCAUACAUAUUAGUGAAAACUAGGUAUGAAUCGGGUGUGGUCUGAUGUAGGGACUCGGAAAGGACCACUGGCUUACCCUUAUUCAGCCUCUGCCCUUCUCUACUUCGUGCUGGCAUCUUCAUCUCUCUAUGCAGUGGCCCUGAACAACUAAUUCCCUGCUGGGGCUGGAGAGAUGCCUCAGUGGUUAAAAGCACUGUCUUGCUCUUCCAAAGGUCCUGAGUUCAAUUCCCAGCAACCACAUGGUGGCUCACAACCAUCUGUAAUGUGAUUUGAUGCCCUCUUCUGGCAUGCAGGUGUACAUGCAGAUAGAGCACUCAUA
Molecule: messenger RNA, 2428 nt
Organism: Acomys russatus (golden spiny mouse)
Lineage: Eukaryota; Metazoa; Chordata; Mammalia; Rodentia; Muridae
Product: arylacetamide deacetylase-like 3
Exons: 4
Coding region: 115-1341 (408 amino acids)
Cellular component (GO): membrane
Molecular function (GO): carboxylic ester hydrolase activity
Source: RefSeq, a predicted model, not a curated record